AUGGCUGAUCUCCCAGGUUUGCUGCUCGCUUCACUCAAUCCAGCAACCAGGAAACAGGCUGAGCAGAGCCUCAACUCGUUCAGCACACAACCUGGCUUUCUCACCCACCUUUUGAACCUUGUUCUCAACCAAAGUCAUGAUCGUUCAGUCAGAUUGGCCGGGAGCGUGUAUCUGAAGAACAUCGCAAAGCUAAGAUGGGAAGAGGACGAACAACCUUUGGCAGACGCCGACAAGGCUGCCCUGCGAUCCCAACUGGUCCCUGCAAUGAUCACCCUCUCGAAUCCAGCAGAUAAAGCCGUUCGUGCUCAGAUAGCAGAGUCGGUGGCCCUCAUUGCAGAACUUGAUUUCCCAGAGAAAUGGCCCGAUUUGAUUGAUCAACUCAGAUCGUCCCUUUCUUUGACCGAUUACAAUGUCAACGUCGGUGUGCUCGAGACAGCCCACUCUAUCUUCCGCCAAUGGAGGUCCCAAGUCCGAUCCGACCAACUCUUCACAGAGAUCAACCUCGUCCUCGGCAAAUUCGUCCAGCCAUUCCUCGAACUCUUCAAGCAGACCGCCUCGGUUCUCGUCAACCCUUCAUCCAAUACCGCCUUGACGUCCCCUACAUCAAACUACGCCCUUCUUGCACAGGCUAUGGUCCUCCUCAUUGAUAUCUUCUUCGACUUUACGUGCCAAGAUCUUCCGCCUGCUAUCGAAGAUUCCUACGACGACUUUUUCGAUCCUAAUCGCGGUUGGUUCCAAGUCCUUCUGACUUGGGAUCCUGCGGAACUCAAGGGCGAUCCCGAUGAUAGCACACCUUCACUUCCAUCCCAAAUCAAAGCAGGCAUUCUAGAGAUUGCAGAGCUCUUCAUCAAACUCUAUGCUGACCAACUACAACGAUCUCCUGCUGUACCUAAAUUCGUAGAGCACGUUUGGAGCUUGAUUGGAUCCAACAAACUGCCCAGUGUCGCGGACGAUGGCGUUGUUUCUCAAUCACUCAGGUUCAUUUCGACUGCCAUUCGUUCAGGCUUCUACAAGGACUUGUUCGGUUCCCGCCAGACCAUCUCCCAACUAAUCGAGGGUGUCGUCAUCCCCAACAUUUCGAUGCGGGAAUCUGAUGUCGAGCAAUUCGAAGACGAUCCUCUCGAGUUCAUUCGACUUGAUUUGGCCCUUUCGGCCACUGGUACUGACUUGGGUACGCGUCGUCAUGCUGCCGCGGAUGUUCUCCAGGCUCUUGUCGGAGCAGGCUUUGAGUCGGAGACUACUGAGAUCGUCGGAAACUGGAUCAACCAGGGUCUUUCCCAAUACCAGACCAACAAGGAGGCGAAUUGGAAAGCCAAGGAUAGCGCCAUCUUCCUCCUCACAGCGAUUGCUACGCGAGGUUCGACGAGUCAGCAAGGAGUUACGUCGACGAAUGCGCUUGUGGACGUUGUCAAGUUCUUCUCCGACCAUGUCUUCCAGGACCUUCAAGCUGCCAGUGGGACUGUUCACCCCAUUCUUCAAGUCGAUGCUAUUCGAUUCUUGUACACCUUCCGAAACCAACUUACGAAACCCCAAUUGCUCUCUGUUCUUCCGCUCCUUGCUGGCCACCUCAAGUCGGACAACUAUGUCACCUAUACCUACGCUGCUAUUACUAUCGAUAGAGUCCUGUUCAUCAAGCAGGGCGGGAAACUUUUGUUCUCGCAAGCUGAUAUCCAAGAAUCCGCACCCGAGCUUAUCAACGCUCUUCUGUCCAAGAUCGAGUCCGGAGGAACCCCCGAAAAGGUUGCUGAAAACGACCACCUCAUGAAGUGCACUAUGCGCGUCAUCUUGACUGCACGACAGGGUCUCAACCAGGUUUAUCAACCCCUGCUCAACCGGUUGGUCGGAAUUCUUGGUGUCAUCUCGAAGAACCCUAGCAACCCUCGAUUCGAUCAGUAUAUCUUUGAAAGUAUUUCCGGUUUGAUGAGGUUCAUUGUAGAGGGCAAUCCUUCCGCACUUCCCACCUUUGAACAAGCUUUGUUCGGUCCCUUCACUAUCAUCCUCCAACAAGACAUCGAUCAAUAUAUUCCCUACGCAUUCCAAGUUUUGGCACAAAUGCUUGAAUUGCAUCAACCUGGCCAAAUCCCUGCGGAAUACACGUCUCUCCUUCCAUUCCUGUUGACCCCCGCUGUCUGGCAACAAAAGGGAAGUAUUCCAGGUCUCGUCAAGUUGCUCAAGGCGUUCCUCUCUCGCAGUGCGCCUGCGAUGGUUGCUGGUGGUCAGAUUGCGUCGGUGUUGGCUGUGGUUCAGCAACGUCUCAUUCCUUCCAAGAUGAAUGAUUCUUGGGGCUUUGAGCUGUUGCAGUCUGUCGUACUGAACGUUAAGCCAGCUGAUUUGCAGCCAUACCUCAAGCCGAUCAUCAUCACCCUGUUGACGAGGAUGCAGUCAAGCAAGACGGACAAAUAUGUGUAUUUGUUCAGUCGGUUCUUGUUGUACACGAUCGCGAUGAACGUGCCCGACAUGGGACCUGAUACUAUCAUUUCCGUUGUCGAAAGCAUCCAGCCUGGACUGUGGCCACAGGUUUUGACCAACUUUGUGAUCCCGCAAGCGCCCAAGGUGCCGCACAAGGACCGUAAAUUGGCAGUUGUGGGUAUGAUCAAGCUGCUUUGCCAGAGCAAGCUUAUGAUGCAAGAACCGAUGGUUCAAUCAUGGCCCGCUGCAUAUGGUGCCCUUGGCAAGCUCUUCAGUGAACCUCAGCACUUCAAGUCGAACGAGGAUGAUUCUGCGACAGGAUUUACGGAGAUCGACUUUGAAGAGCAGACGGCUGGAUACCAAGCUGCGUACUCGAGGCUUGCAGCAAGUGAGACGAAGGAAGUGGAUGUGGUUGCCUAUAUCGGGAAUCCGGAGAGCUUCUUGCAGGAGCAACUUGCGGCGCUGAGCCAGAGUGUUGGAGAGGGCCGAGUCAAGGCGUUGAUUGAUAGUGCUCCCCAGUAG
Messenger RNA from Coprinopsis cinerea okayama7#130, 2931 nucleotides. Its product is annotated as importin alpha re-exporter. Gene Ontology annotation, molecular function: small GTPase binding; nuclear export signal receptor activity. Lineage: Eukaryota; Fungi; Basidiomycota; Agaricomycetes; Agaricales; Psathyrellaceae. The transcript is spliced from 14 exons. Gene Ontology annotation, biological process: protein import into nucleus; protein export from nucleus. The coding region runs from base 1 to 2931 and encodes 976 amino acids. The record is from RefSeq and is a predicted model, not a curated record. Gene Ontology annotation, cellular component: cytosol; nuclear envelope.